Gamsiella multidivaricata is the source of this 3584-nucleotide messenger RNA. Its product is annotated as putative delta DNA polymerase. Gene Ontology annotation, molecular function: DNA binding; 3'-5'-DNA exonuclease activity; DNA-directed DNA polymerase activity. The record is from RefSeq and is a predicted model, not a curated record. Bases 185 to 3343 code for a protein of 1052 amino acids. Gene Ontology annotation, biological process: DNA replication proofreading; DNA-templated DNA replication; base-excision repair, gap-filling. Lineage: Eukaryota; Fungi; Mortierellomycota; Mortierellomycetes; Mortierellales; Mortierellaceae. Gene Ontology annotation, cellular component: delta DNA polymerase complex. The transcript has 15 exons.
UGUAGAGCUGUUCCUUUGUCUUUGCUGCUCGGAUCAAUUCUAAAGGGCAAUUCUUCCUCUCGAUCGCUUGCGUCCUCCAUCUUCGACAUACUACGCAUCCUUGCACCGGCCCUAAAGCAAUAGUUCCUUUGGACCCGGCUAGUUUCUCUCGUACCGACCAUCUUAUUUGACAGGAAACGCCACCAUGUCGCAGGAUGCCCAUGCCGCGAAGAAGCGUCGAAUGAACUCGGCAAAGUCGGCUCAGCUAGAGUCGCAAUCUUCCUUCCUGAAAGAGCUGGAGGAGUUGCAGGAGACAUCGCAGGCUGCCAAAGUCGAUGACCCCACGUUGCUUUGGCUUCGCCCUCCUGUCGAGAAGCUCAACCCGAAAACCGACCCAUUAGUGUUUCAACAAAUCGAGGCGGACGAGUACACGCACUCAGGAACGCAGACACCUGUUGUUCGGUUUUAUGGAGUCACAGAAACCGGAAACAGCGUCAUCUGCCAUGUCACAGGAUUUCUGCCUUACUUUUAUGUGCCGGCUCCAAUGGGCUUCAAGAUUGAGAACAUUCCAGCUCUCACCUCGGCACUAGAGGCUAAGAUGGACAGGGCCCACAGUGUCGUCAAGAUCGAGUGGAAAUUGAAGGAGUCGAUCUAUGGAUAUUACGGCGGGGAGAAGUCUCCAUUCUUGAGGAUCACCCUCAAGGAUCCUAGAAACAUCAACGUAGCCAAACGGGCCCUCGAGUCAGGCAUAUCGUUCCCAGGAUUCUCAGACUUCAAUGUGCAACAGACUUUUGAAAGCAACCUCGCCUAUCUUUUGCGGUUUAUGAUCGAUUGCAAAAUAUCUGGAGCAAACUGGAUCGAGUUACCCUCAGGAACGUAUCAACUCAAGAACGACCCACAUUCGAAUGCCCAGAUCAAUGUGGAGAUUAGUUAUGACAAGCUGAUCAGUCAUCAAGCGGAAGGAUAUUGGUCUAAGAUUGCACCCUUGCGGAUCAUGAGUUUUGAUAUCGAGUGCGCGGGUCGCAAGGGUAUCUUUCCGGAAGCAAAAGUCGAUCCAGUCAUUCAGAUUGCAUCAAUGAUCACUGUGCAAGGCGAGACCAAGCCAUUCAUUCGAAAUGUUAUGGUCCUCAACACUUGCGCGCAUAUUGUCGGAACACACACCAUGUCUUUUGAUCAGGAGGACAAAAUGCUGGACGCAUGGGCUGACUUUGUCAGGAGAGUCGACCCAGAUGUUGUGAUCGGCUACAACACAUCCAACUUCGAUUUCCCGUAUCUGUUGGAUCGUGCUAAGCAUCUUGGAGUGCUCAAAUUCCCCUUCCUCGGGCGUUUGAAUGACAUUCGGACAGAAGCCAAGGACACGAGAUUCUCAAGCAAAGCGUACGGAAACCGUGAGAACAAGGCCAUCAACAUGGAGGGUCGUCUUCAGCUCGACAUGCUGCAGGUCAUGCAGCGCGAUUAUAAGCUGCGUUCUUACACAUUGAAUUCCGUCUGCGCGGAGUUCUUGGGUGAGCAAAAGGAGGAUGUACAUCACUCGAUUAUUACGGAGCUUCAAAAUGGAAAUGACGAAACGCGUCGACGUCUUGCUGUUUACUGCUUGAAGGAUGCAUAUCUUCCCCAGCGAUUGAUGGACAAGCUGAUGUGCCUAAUCAACUACAUUGAGAUGGCAAGAGUAACGGGCGUACCUUUCAACUAUCUCUUAAGUCGUGGACAGCAGAUUAAGGUCGUUUCGCAGCUGUACCGCAAAGCGCUGGAGAAGGACUUUGUCAUUCCCGCAGUCAGUAGUCAGGGUGGUGAUGAACAGUACGAAGGAGCCACGGUUAUCGAGCCUCGCAGGGGAUAUUACGAUGUUCCUAUUGCUACACUAGAUUUUGCAUCUCUGUAUCCAUCUAUCAUGAUGGCACACAAUCUCUGUUACACCACGUUGUUGACCCCCGAUAUCAUCAAGAGAUACAAUCUCGUUAGAGAUGUGGAUUAUGUGGUGACUCCGAACAAUGACUCGUUUGUGAAGGAGAGUCGGCGGAAGGGACUGUUGCCGAUAAUUCUCACAGAUCUCCUGGAUGCCCGUAAGCGCGCCAAGGCUGACUUGAAGAAAGAAACUGACCCCUUCAAGCGCGCUGUGCUGGAUGGUCGUCAAUUGGCGUUGAAGAUCAGUGCCAACUCAGUGUACGGCUUUACCGGCGCGACUGUAGGAAAGUUGCCAUGUCUCGAGAUUUCGUCUAGUGUCACUUCAUAUGGACGAGUCAUGAUUGAAAAGACCAAGAGGGAGGUCGAGAAAACAUUCACAGUUGAGAACGGUUACAAAUAUACAGCUGAGGUUAUUUACGGAGACACGGAUUCUGUCAUGGUAAAAUUUGGCGUGAAGACGCUGGAAGAGGCCAUGGACCUCGGACGAGAGGCCGCAGAAAAGGUGACAAUGGAGUUCGAUAAGCCCAUCAAGUUGGAGUUUGAGAAGGUGUACUAUCCAUACCUAUUGAUCAAUAAGAAGCGAUAUGCUGGUCUGUACUGGACAAAGCCUGACAAAUACGACAAAAUGGAUACUAAGGGUAUCGAGACUGUGCGUCGUGAUAACUGCCGACUCGUUCAGAGUGUAAUCGAUACAUGCCUCCGCAAGAUCUUGAUCGAUCGUGAUGUUGUUGGAGCACAGGACUACACGAAGCAGAUUAUUGCCGAUUUACUCCAGAACAAGAUUGAUAUGGCACAGCUAGUGAUUACGAAAGCACUGAGCAAAACAGACUAUGCGAACAAACAGGCACACGUGGAGUUGGCAGAGCGCAUGAAGCAACGCGAUGCAGGAUCUGCGCCUGCGCUGGGCGAUCGUGUGGCCUAUGUCAUUGUCAAGGGAGGAAAGGGCGUUGCAGCAUACGACAAGUCAGAAGACCCACUCUAUGUCCUAGAGAAGAACAUCCCUAUCGACACAAAGUAUUACCUUGAUAACCAGCUCUCAAAACCCUUGCUUCGUAUCUUCGAGCCCAUUCUCGGUGAGAAAGCCGCCGAGUCCUUGCUGGCGGGAGACCAUACGAGGACAAUUCAGGUGUCAACGCCAUCGAUCGGAGGACUUAUGAAAUUUGCGGUCAAGACGGCAACGUGUCUUGGGUGUAAGACUCCUCUGAAAAAAGACGAAUCGGCUGUGUGCGCCAAUUGCAAAGAACGCGCGCCCGAGCUGUACCAGAAGCAGAGGAAUAUUGUUAACAGUCUUGAGGUCCGCUUCUCGCGACUCUGGACGCAAUGCCAGCGGUGUCAAGGGUCGCUGCACCAAGAGGUUCUUUGCACGAGUAAGGAUUGUCCUAUCUUUUACAUGCGCAAGAAGGUCCAGAAAGAGAUCCAGGAUAGCGCUGCGACCCUGGAUCGGUUUGUGGACUGGUGAAGAACGAUGUCUUUGCAGUGGAUAUGCGUUUCAGAAAAGUACUUUAUCUGUCUUCGUGAGUCAAUAAACGGGGAGAGCGUAGUACAUCUGCAUCUUCAAUUGGACACGACUCAUUGUUAUUGUGCCAACACAUCUGUCUAAGCGCGAUAUGGUCAGAUGAAUCGCGUUCAUCAACGCGGUGCGCGCAUUGAUGUUGUGUAUGUAAAAACCUAGGCGACACGCGUCUGGUCGUUCAUUUGGG